GAAACAAAUAAAUCGUUUUUCUUAUAGAAAUGAGGCCUUAAUCAGUAUUUUGCUUUGUAAGUGAGGUUAAUGAAAAUGUUGUCCGAAAUACCGAAAGAAUUUAGAAAAUAUGGAAAGCAUUGCAACAGUUUAUCGCGAAUACUUCGCGAAACCAAUUGUGCUCUUGAAGACAUUGUAAAUACUUUGCAGUUGGGACGUGAUAUUAGUGUGGAUAUUUUGAAUGAAGAUAUCAUCGAUAAACUAAAAGGAAAAUUAACACGAGUACCUACACUGGUUGUUUUUGGGCAAAAUUGCCAUGCCAAAGCGUUAUUUAUCAACAAAUUUCUUGAACAACCAAUACUACCCCUCCACAGUGCGCGGUGGAGAUAUAUUACUUUUAUUUAUGGACACAUCAAAAACAUUAGACUAACAUUAGGUCACGAUAUUGAAAUAGUGGAGAAAUUGAAGGCCCACGAAAAAAUUUGGACCACACUACCUGAAGAAGAUUUGCAAAGAAAUGACGAGGAAUGCCUUUUGGACCACUGUCCCUCGUUGGAAGUGGAACUCAAACACACCCUACUCAGGGAAACAGUUAAAAUUAUGGUUCCACCUGAUUGUCCCUUGGACCAACUGCCCGAGAUACUAAACAAGCAUAUGGACAAUGCUCUACCUGUGAUAAUUUACGCCAUUUCUGAAGAUCUGCUUAGUGAAAUGAAUAUACAGGAGAUUCGAAAGUUGAAGGAUAUUUACAGGAAGCCAUUUCUGUUUGUGAAGGUGUCUGAAUCAGUGGAACCUGUGGCAACAAACAGUAAGAGUACUGAUUCAUUGACAGAAUCAGAGCAACACAAUGUUGAGUGUAAUGGUCAGAAGUUUUUGUCGAAAUUGCAAAACUUAAAUGAUCAACUUGUAAGACUGGGGUAUGUGAAUUCGGAAACUGCAAAGACUGAUGAUAUUAUAAAAAGAAAAUCAUACUGCUUAGAUAGUACAUUAGAUAAUACUUUAGUUUGUGAUACGAAAAUGAAUGAAAAAUUUGUUUUAUUUAUAAGAGAGGUUCUAAAAUCAAGCGUUUUAAAAAUGGCGGCGCUACUCAGUGAGAUCCACAGCCAGUGCCUCAGAAAAUUUAUUCUUUCAGCCUUUGAUAUGGCUAGGGAAAUACAAAUUACUCCAAAACGUAUUUCUUUCGCCCAAAAAAUCGAAUUGAAACUCUACAAAAGUUUGAUGGAAAUUGCCAGCGAACAGCAAGAAAAAAUCACCCAAAUCAUACAGAGGACUCUGCAAGAUAUGAAGAGCAAUGUGGCUGAAGUCCUUGAAGAGUACAACCAACACAUUGACAGUAAUCAUCAGCAGACGGCUAAAUUGGCGAUGAUGGAGAUACAGCAGCUGGUUCUAGGGAGGCUAAGUAACUCGGUGGCCAAUCAGAUCGUGCAGUCUGUGGGCUGUCUGCAGGAGAGUUUCACCGGCACGCUGCAAAGGUGCCUCGAGAGUUUGGAAAAAAACGUGCACGAUUUCGAAGGCAGCCUUUCAGCGUCGGACGCUGUGAAACAAAUAAUCAGCGCCGCCUACAACAUCGACUUGAAGUCUUCGACGAGCUUUUCCGCUGUGCGCACUUUCAUGGACAGACUUCGAACGCUGCUGUCCGGCUUGGCGUUGCCGUGGACGCACUCCUGCCAAGUGCAAUCGAGCAACCUGCAAUGGCAGCUGCAAGUGGUCUCCAACAUGAUCGAGUCUCUGAGCGCGUCGAAGCUGGCCAAAACCAUAUCGCUGCAGUUUCAAGAGCACGUCAAGUCGUCGCACGACGCCUUCCAAGCCGCCAUGCGUUCGCUGGAGAACCAGCUGUUCGGGCAGCUCGAGCAGACGGAGGAGCAGAGGAUCACGAUAAGGAAGCGGCACGCGCCGAGGUUUGCGCGCCUGGCGCUCGAGAGCACGUCGCUUUGCGAUCUGGUGCUGUGGGGCAUGCCCAAGCAAAUUAAGGAAAUAGGCAGGGGGCAAUAUGGGGUCGUGUCGUCCUGCGAGCCUUGGCAGGGAAUCAAUCCUUGCGCGUUCAAGUCGGUCGUGCCUCCGGACGAUCGGCACUGGAACGAUCUGGCUAUGGAGUUCUACUACACGAGGACUAUUCCCGAGCACCCGAGAAUAGUGCGCCUUCGUGGUUCUGUGAUAGAUUUCACCUAUGGUGGGGGCAGUUCGCCGGCUGUUCUAUUGAUAAUGGAGAGAAUGACGAGAGAUUUAUACUGCGGGUUAAGAAAUGGACUUACAUGGGUUUCCAGGGUGCAAAUAGCCAUUGAUGUCAUCGAAGGCAUUAGAUAUUUGCACUCGCAAGGCCUGGUGCAUCGUGAUAUCAAAUUAAAAAAUGUUUUGCUGGAUACUGAAGAUAGGGCGAAACUUACCGACUUUGGUUUCUGCAUACCUGAAGCAAUGAUGUCGGGCAGUAUAGUUGGCACUCCUGUGCACAUGGCUCCCGAACUGCUCUCAGGAAGAUACGAUUCCAGUGUGGAUGUGUACGCUUUCGGCAUACUGUUCUGGUACAUCUGUGCCGGUCAAGUGAAGCUGCCCAAUCAUUUCGACCAGUUUCAGAAUAAGGAGCAGCUGUGGAACAGUGUCAAGAAAGGUAUAAGGCCGGAGUGCCUCCCUCACUUUGAUGAUUCCUGCUGGAACCUGAUGGAGCGCUGCUGGUCUGCUGAACCGUCGAUGCGCCCACUUUUAGGCUAUGUUCAGCCUCAACUAGAGGCGAUUUAUAAAAAGGCUAUAGCCGACGCUGCAGGCAAGUUAUCUCCCAAAAACGCUUCGCAGCUGCCUGGUUAUAAUAAAAAACGCUGCCAAAACUUCGUUAAUGUUAAUAAUAAUAACUCAUAUUAGGCUUGUUAUCCUUGUUUUUUUAAUUACGCUUUUAUUAUUGUAGAUUAUUGUUUUUAAUGCAUGACAUAUUUUUUGAUUACAAAUUCCCUUUCAGAUUCCUAAUCAUCUAUAGAGGACUUAUGUCAGAUUGUGUUUUAUGUUUUGUGUACAUAACUUCUAAAUUAUUUUUAUAUUUAAUGUUACUUUUAUACAAUAAAUUGUUCAAACAUA
This is a messenger RNA of Brassicogethes aeneus, 3042 nucleotides long. The record is from the annotation of a GenBank genome assembly. Lineage: Eukaryota; Metazoa; Arthropoda; Insecta; Coleoptera; Nitidulidae.